AUGGGACGUCCUGAAUGCUGCCUGUGGUGGGCCCUGCUCCUGUUCCUGAGCCUGGAGGCCUCUGCAGAACCGCAGUUCGUGGUGGUGCUCCCCGCGGUAGUGGAGUCUGGUACUGCAGUCCGCUUCUGCCUCAGUCUGCUGCAGGUGUCAGAGGAGCUGAGUGUCUCCGUGUCGCUGCAGAAGGGAACAGAGAACACACUUUUGUAUAAAGAGACACACAAUGAUGACACGAACAAGUGCAGCAACUUUCAGGCUCCUGUUGUGAAAAUAGAAAAGAUUGCGAUCUUUGAGGUCGAAGUUGAAGGAAAAAACUUCCACAAACAAGUGGAAACACGAAAGAUUCUGAUCAAGAACCACAGCCUGAAAACUUUUAUACAGACGGACAAACCACUGUACCUACCAGGACAGACAGUACAUUUCCGUGUGGUGACUCUGGACUCCAGCCUCAGGCCGGCUCUGGGACUGUAUCAGCUCAUCCAAGUGACGGAGCCGCAGCAGAACCGUGUAGCUCAGUGGUUGGACCAGACGUCUCAGGGGGGGAUCUUGCAGCUGUCCUACGAGCUGGAUCCUCAGGCAAAAGAGGGAUUCUACAGGAUCACUGUGACAAAGGGCUCAGAGCAGCUCUCACACACAUUCCAGGUGGAGAAGUAUGUUUUGCCAAAGUUCUCUGUGGACCUGGAGGCUCCUGCUGACGUCAGCGUGGCUCUAGAGCCUCUCUCCUUCAGAGUUUGUGCAAAGUACUUGUUCGGACAGUCGGUUCCUGGCUCCGUGACCCUUGACCUCUGCCGCUUUUUUGAACUCCCUCGAUAUGGACGCAGACGGAUCGACCAGCAAGAAACAUUCCCACUGUGUCACAAAGAGACCCAGCAGACCUCCAGUGAUGGCUGUGCGUCCUUCUCCGUCCAAACGGCUCAGUUCCAGAAUGAUUCCAGGAUGCACGACGAGUACGUCCUCAAAGCCGUGAUGACAGAGGAGGGCACAGGUCUGCAGCAGGCUGUGGAGAAAAGAGUGAAGCUCUCCUUUGAAGUGGGGAAAGUGAAGUUUGUGAACCCUCCAAAACGAUUCCACCCAGGAGACCAGCUGGACCUGCAGACCUGUUUGUCCGUGGAGGCAGGGCCCUAG
Molecule: messenger RNA, 1122 nt
Organism: Knipowitschia caucasica
Lineage: Eukaryota; Metazoa; Chordata; Actinopteri; Gobiiformes; Gobiidae
Source: the annotation of a GenBank genome assembly